Molecule: messenger RNA, 939 nt
Organism: Mustela erminea (ermine)
Lineage: Eukaryota; Metazoa; Chordata; Mammalia; Carnivora; Mustelidae
Product: olfactory receptor 13D1
Exons: 1
Coding region: 1-939 (312 amino acids)
Biological process (GO): G protein-coupled receptor signaling pathway
Cellular component (GO): membrane
Molecular function (GO): G protein-coupled receptor activity; olfactory receptor activity
Source: RefSeq, a predicted model, not a curated record
AUGGGGAAUUACUCAGCGGUCACUGAAUUCUUUCUGGUGGGACUUUCCAAAUACCCAGAGCUCCAGCUCUUUCUGUUCGCUCUCUGCCUCAUCAUGUAUGCGAUAAUCCUCCUGGGAAACAGUCUCCUCAUUGUCAUCAGCAUACUGGAUUCUCGCCUCCACACCCCCAUGUACUUCUUCCUUGGGAACCUCUCAUUCCUGGACAUCUGUUAUACAUCAUCAUCCAUUCCUCCAAUGCUCAUCAUAUUUAGGUCCAAGACAAAAUCCAUCUCCUUCAUUGGCUGUGCUCUGCAGAUGGUUGCCUCCCUUGGGUUGGGCUCCACUGAGUGUGUCCUCUUGGCUGUGAUGGCCUAUGACCGGUAUGUGGCCAUCUGCAACCCACUGAGGUACCCCAUCAUCAUGAACAGAGUGCUUUAUGUGCACAUGGCUGCUUGGUCCUGGAUCAUAGGCUGUAUGAAUUCCUUAGUGCAAACAGCCCUGACAAUGGUGUUGCCUUUCUGUGGAAAUAACAUUAUUGAUCAUCUUACCUGUGAGAUCCUAGCCCUUCUUAAACUCGUAUGUUCAGAUAUUUCCAUGAAUGUGCUUAUCAUGACAGUGGCAAGUAUUGUUUUACUGGUGAUUCCUCUGCUGUUAAUUUUCAUUUCCUAUAUUUUUAUCCUCUCGUCCAUCCUGAGAAUUAAUUCUACUGAGGGGAGAAAGAAAACUUUUUCUACCUGUUCAGCCCACCUGACUGUGGUUAUCUUAUUCUAUGGUUCAGCUCUUUUUAUGUACAUGAAGCCCAAGUCAAAGGACACAAAAGCAUCUGAUGAAAUCAUUGGACUGUCUUAUGGAGUGGUAACCCCAAUGUUGAACCCCAUCAUCUACAGCUUGAGGAAUAAGGAGGUGAAAGAGGCUGUGAAGAAAGUCCUGAGCAGAUACUUGCAUCUAUGGAAAAUAUAA